CUCCACAGCCCACUCAACCCAUUCGUCGGAAAACUUAAGCUACAAGUUCUCCCAAAAUUCUCUCAAAAUGGCCAGAAGCGGCAGCAGCAGCAAGCUCACCAAACUCAAGUCGGUCCUCAAGAAGCUCAACUCCUUCAACGCCAAGCUCAGCCGAGGCGGGAGCUCGAUCGCCGCCGCUUCCAUCGCCGACGACUCCAACUCCAACUCCACCUCCUCCUCCUACUCCGUCGGCAGCGCCGGGGACCUGCGGCCGGUCUACGUCGGGAAAUCGCGGAGGCGGUACCUCCUGAGCCCCGACAUUGUGGACCACCCGCUGUUCCGGGAGCUGGCGGAGCGCUCCGACUGCGGCGGCGACAACAUAAGCGUGGGGUGCGAGGUCGUGUUGUUCGAGCAUUUGCUUUGGAUGCUCGAGAACGCCGAUCCCCUGCCGGAAUCGGUCGACGAGCUCGCCGAUUUCUACGCCUGCUGAUUAUUAUACACAUCCGAUCCCGCUAUCUUCGGUUUCAUUAAUUCGUAGUAGGAGAAAAGUGAAAUCAAUAAAAUCCAUGAUGCCGGCGUACGCCGGAAACAGAAAGGUGAUCGAGGAGAGCGUGAUCCGGUGCGGUCAUCUCUAUUUAUGUACAGAGGUGGCGGGGAAGAGCGGUAAAUCGACGGUAAUAAGUUGCGGUGGGUUUGAUCAGCUGGCCAUCUAGAGAGAGAGAGAUUGAAAAAAAAGAAAAGGGAAAAUAAAACCAACAUUGAGGAAAGUAGAUUAGAGAGAGAAGUUAGGGAGAGAGGGGAGGGAUUGGUGUCGAACCGUGCGGAUAUUGCGGGUUAGAGCAGAUCAAUUACCAGCUAAUCACACUCUCUUUUCAGGUCAGGUCGGGUUGAGUCGGGUCUAAAUUUCCAGUCCGGCCCGAUCGGAUGGAAUUUGAGAACACACUUUGUAAUGUAUAUUUGCAUUCUUAAUUAAUCAAAGAAAUCCAAUAUUACCUUUCGUGGUUUUGAUGGGUCGUUUAUUUAGUGAUAAAAACAUGCUAUUUUAUGUAUAGUUCUUCUAUUUUUCAGUCGUGACAAUUGUUCUUGAUUGAUUAGCACCUUAUAACGGAUAAUUCUCAUUGUAUAUUUUAUCCUUCUUAAAAUGCCUAUGACAGACAGAAGUGCAUCCAACAUUAAUGUUUAUUUUAUUUAAUUUUUAUAUUAAUUAUACUCGGUAAAUCAACCAUAUCCUCUUCUAAGAUCAUGAAUUCUUCAUACAUUUCGCACAAGUCAACAACUCAUUUUGUAGUUUGUUGACUUAUCGUUCACUUCAUUUGAUGCUUCUUCUUUGACGAAAGUGAGUAAAUAAGCAUAUGGGAAAUGUAGUUAACGAGAGCAAAACCUAAAAAAAAUUAGGUACGUAAUCAAAUGAUGGAUUAACAAUUUUUUAUGCGAAAUUCGCCUUACAGACAUCAAUUGUAGCAUAAUAUUUCAUCCCCAGUUUCUCACUGAGACCAACACAAAAAUGGGAACACUUGUAAUUAAAUUGGGUCAUUCAAAUUUCACUGUUAGUUACAAGUUGUAACAGAUAACACUGAACAAAUGAUACCAUUUAAAAUGUGUUGUACAUACAUCAUUGUAUCGAUAACCUCAAUUUUCAUGCUUGCCGGCCAUCUGUAGAUUGGAAAAGUAUUCACAAAUAUAUUGUUAAUUUAUAAGAUCAUGCAGUAUUUUUUUAGGUAGUCAAUCAAGUGAGUAACUUUCCAUAAACCCUUAAUUAUCAGGAUGAGAGGGACGUCAGCAAACUAACCACUCCCUCCAUAUAGUGCUGUCCAAUCUACCAAGAGCACAAGGACUAUAUCCAUUGAAUAGGGUAAUUGAAGCUUAAAUAAAGACACUAAUUAUCUGUAUCGUUUUGUAAUGACACUUAUUUAUUUAUAUUAUUAAGACUUAAGAGCACCAGAUAACAACAAUCAUGUUCACAAUUAGAUUUAUAUUAUGCUAGCUGGGUCAACAAAAGAAAAAUCGUCAGAGACAGAAUUUUUAGGGUGGAACCGCAAAUCUAUUAUUAUUUAAUUAAAUUAUUAUAGGCAGAAAGCACGGAUUUUAUUUUGGCAGCAAAUAUUCCUUUCAUUAAUAUAUUAUUUUUGUUUCGGCCCGGUCCAUUUCUUCUUUAAUUUAAUUGAAGAUUGGGGGAGAUUAUUAUUAUCUAUCUACACAAUAUAUUAUGCACUUUACUCUAUGUCAUUGUUGCCACCUUGCACUUUGAUUGGUUCUCCUUAUUUGAUGGAAGGGCAACUUUGACAAUUUAUCAAACACUCAAGGGUUACUCAUUAUUAUUGGACUUUUGGUUUUCUUUUUAGUAAAUGCGAUUAGGAUUA
Linum trigynum is the source of this 2339-nucleotide messenger RNA. The record is from the annotation of a GenBank genome assembly. Lineage: Eukaryota; Viridiplantae; Streptophyta; Magnoliopsida; Malpighiales; Linaceae.